Messenger RNA from Amyelois transitella, 3430 nucleotides. It is a transcript of the gene Pdss2, whose product is annotated as all trans-polyprenyl-diphosphate synthase PDSS2. Gene Ontology annotation, molecular function: prenyltransferase activity. Gene Ontology annotation, cellular component: mitochondrion; transferase complex. The record is from RefSeq and is a predicted model, not a curated record. The transcript has 7 exons. Gene Ontology annotation, biological process: isoprenoid biosynthetic process; ubiquinone biosynthetic process. NCBI's taxonomy places the organism in Eukaryota, Metazoa, Arthropoda, Insecta, Lepidoptera, Pyralidae. The coding region runs from base 308 to 1591 and encodes 427 amino acids.
CAAGCCGUUAGAAUGUCAGUCUGUUUUAGCUAUAUCGUGAAUGAGUACGUACAUACGUUUCUUUUAUUGUGCUGCGAAAAUUUUUACGUUUAAAUAUUAAUAAUUGGCUAGUCCAAGUAUUUUUCAGAACAUAGUUUUGUUAAAAAAGUAUUAAAAUAUAUUAUUGUUACACCGCAAGUACUUUUUAUACGGUGUACGUGCUAAAAUUUAAUGACAAGUGUUGCUAAAUAAAUAACUUUCGCGCCUUCGAAUAUAUUUGCGAAUUAAAGCUUUGUGCCUAUUGUUGUUAGUAGAUAGUGAAGUGAAAAUGAGUUUAAGUAGAUUGAGAAGUGUCGUCGCAAGGUAUGAGCUAGUGAAAGUUCCUCCUUCAAGUAUAUUGGUUUCGAAACUUUGGGGACCUUGUACUAGGGAUGUGAGCACAUGUAGUGCGCAAUUUGGUAGUGUUGCGACACAUAAUUCGAAGCCGAAUUGGAACCGGGCUGUGAGUGAGGCGGAGAAGAUCGUGGGGUACCCAACCUCGUUCCUGAGCCUCCGGUGGGUGCUUAGUGAUGAGAUUGCUAAUGUAGCGCUUCAUCUUAGGAAGUUAGUUGGCAGCAAUCAUCCAUUGCUCAAAACCGCCAAAAAUCUGCUGUACAAUGGCAAGAACAACAUGCAAGCGUGGGGUCUCAUCGUGUUACUCGUAUCGAAGGCAGCCGGCCACAGCCCGGAGAUCCCGGACAUGGAGCAGGACAAAGCGGCAGGAGUACUGCACAGCCAAAGAGCCUUGGCUGAAGUCACAGAAAUGAUCCGCACUUCUCACCUCGUCCACAAAGGAUUGGUGAACAUGAAUGCUCGACAACAGACCACAAUAGCCGGGGAGCCUGACGACAUGAUGUUUGGGAAUAAAAUCGCGCUUCUCAGCGGGGACUAUUUACUGGCAAAUUCGUGCUCGGAACUCGCCAACUUGCGGAAUCAAGAGCUGGUUGAGUUGAUGUCAUCAGCGGUUCGGGAUCUCGCAGAAGCGGAGUUCUUAGGAGACCGUGACGAGCAAAACAACCCCCUGCCUUCGCGACCAUUGGCCGAAGACCAAAGAGGGCUAGCCUCAGAAUGGGACUGCAUCUUGGACCCUUUGCCGAUGUCUGGUGUGAUCGGAAGCCUACUUCGCGAGUGGGAAGCAAGACAUGUGUUAGCGGCCGGCGCGCUCCUCGGCAAGAGUUGCUCGGCUGCGUUGAAAUUGGCCGGUCACAAACCCACUUUGCAGACACAGGGUUACCUAUUCGGCUGCCACCUAGCCCUCGCGUGGCAAGCGUUCCUCGACUUGGAGGCCUUCACGGGCCCCGAGCCGUCCAGUUUCUCGCUGGUGGGGGCGCCACUAGCGUUCACUUUGGAAGCCAGGCCCGAGUUGUAUUCCUAUAUCGAGGAAGGGAAGAAAAGCGUCCAUGAUGUCGAUUAUCAUGCUCUAUACAAGGCGGUGCUUGAAGGCACCGGUAUCGAGCAGACGAAGCAACUUCAAAGGGAGCACAUCGCCAACGCUUGCAGGGUUCUCGACAACUUCCCUAAUUGCGACGCUAGAACGGCGCUCGCCAAUAUCAUUGUGGCUAUGCACCAGUAGAUUGUGGUAUUAAUCAGUGCCGUGUGGUUCCCGGCAGGUUGUAAUACGAGAAACUUUUUUUUUCGUUUAAUGCGCUCGAGUCUUUACAGUCAAGGGCUAAGAAACCAUUUAAACAACUAAUGACUUAAGAAGCUAUUCACGAACGUUGAUAAGGACUUCCCAGAGAUAGUAAGAGGGGUAUUAGGUAACAAAUAUAUCUUUUCAAUGUCUGUGUUUUACACGAACCCAUUAAUAUUCACGAAAUGGACUCAUUUCCUCUAUGGUCCAGUCUCACUUUCGUGGUGUUUUAAGGAAGAGGGGCAAAGUGUAUUGGUAGGUAUAGUCUUUAAAAGUGCAAAGCGUCUAUCAAACAUUAGGUCAUGAAAUAUAAAAGUCUUUAAAAGUGCAAACGUUAUGGCAUGAAAAUAUGUACAGUUGGAUGCAGAUUAACCUUACCCCUCUAGUGUUGAUUUACAGCGGGAUUGAAAAGACUUAUGUCUUAUCUGCCCUGUAACCAACUCUGAGGCUACUUUAAAAAAGGGAGUAUGAAACAUAAGCCUUAUUAACGUUCAUAAAUGGUCACAAACUAAAACAAAAGCGAUAGCCGCAGUUUAUUUUAAAUAAAUCUUAAACUUCAGUUCAGCUGUUUCGGCAGUACGCUAUAAGCAAAUAUUAAGCGUGUGCAAAUUAGUAUUUAUACCUAGUAGAGACAGCUUUUUUUAGCGGAAAUGAUGAUAAAUAACAUAAUGGAAAUUACUAAUUGACCUACAAAUUACCAAUUAUUAAUGACAAACAACUUGCGACACUUGGAAUGACGUGCGUAAUUAUUAUUGACGUGACUUCCAUUAUUUGGGUUAUCCAAUAACUUCGACUCAGAAGAUAAUCUAAGAUUUACAGAGAAAAUAAGAUUUGUUGUCUCUUUUCAGGAAGAAAUAGCUUCUUUCUUUCUAGAAGUGGGCAACAUUAAUUAAAAAUAAUAACUUUUUAUUAAUUCGAUAUUAAUAAAAAGUUAUUAUUUUUAACUAUGAGCGAUAGUAGAUUAUCUGAUUACCAAAAAUGUUCAAUCGUGAGAAACAAAAGUACCUCGUUAGUUUGUUGGCAACGGGCCGGAUUUCUUUGCAAUUACUGUAACAUUUGAACGUUAAAGUUAUUAAUUUCAAAAAAGUAAUAAUUUUUUUGGAGCGUCACGACUUAAUCGUCUUUUUUUUUUAAAUCUCACUUGUUCCGGAAUGAUACAUUUUCAUCCUAAAGACGAUAAAUCUUUUAUAUAAGUCGUUUAAAGUACUUAAUUUUUUUUUAAUACGUAACUCGUAAGUGAGUUACUUUAAUUCUCAGGUUGCGUAUAAGAACUUUAUCCUUUCUUGUGUAAGAACUAUUUUCUGUAUAAAAUUAAUAAAGAUAUUUAAUGAUACUUUCAUGAAUGUUAUCAUAAUUUUCUUUUUCAUUCUAUUGUAAAGUCUACAUUAUAUUAAUGUUAAUAUAUUCUUAUACAAUUUGGUGCUAUUUUUAUGUGAUAUAUCAUGUUUUUUUUUAUCUUAGUCUCUUGCUCACAAUUUACUUUCUAAGUUUGGACUUAAGGAGUGUAAAGUUUCGAUUAUUGGAACAUUUUUACCAUCUCCAAAUAGUAAAUUAAGUUUUUGUUAAUGAUAAAUAAAAUUGAAGAUAAGAUUAAAUCUGUGGUUACCAAAUUUUUAUAACAAAGUAUUUUUGAUAUACAAAAUAUCUUGUAACAAAUUAAAUGUUAGUUCUGUACAAUAUAUGUUUAAGUGUAAAUAAAUGAAUAUAUUUCUAACGUUGGUGAUGUGGUAUAAAUAAGGUUUUUAUUUUUUAUUGAAUUAAAUAUAUACAGUUUGUAAUAUA